UCCUGAGCUGCAGACCUCCUCAGGGAACAUGUGAGGCACAUCAGGACACCUUAGAGGACCAGCAGAUGUGGAUUCAUCUUUACAUGACUCCUGAGCUUUUUAAUCAACCUUUGCAUGAAGCCACAGAUCUGCUAUUUUGAUCAGAUCUGGUUCUGAUUUAGAUGGUUCUCAAGAUUUAGGAUCUAGAUUUUAACAUCCAUUUAAUGAAAUCUAGGACUAUGAUGGUGAGCCCAGUCCUGCUGCUGGUGGUGUUGUUGUUGGGACUCUGUCAAACCCACCCUGCCUCCACCCACUCCACGUCCCCGGCUUCAGGUGUGGUCCCCGUAGCCCAGGUGAGGAUGGUCUCCCUGGGACUGGCUCACCUGCUGCAGGGGGUGGAAGAGAACGCCAAGCGACUGGAGCAGCAAGGGGAGCAGGUGGAAGCAGAGCUAGACGGAGUGACUAAGAGUGUGGAGAGCCUUCGUAAGCAGAGUCUGCAGGCAGGACGGACACGCAGGCAGGCGAGGAAGGACCUGCAGAUACUGAGAGCCAGAGGGGACCGGCUGUGGAGGGCGCUCAAAGAUCUGCAGAAGGGUAUGGAGGAUCUGGAGACGGAGCAGGGAGUCAUGCAGCAAAGAAUGAGCCAGAUCCUGCAGAGAGUGAAGAGCCUGAGCGAGCCCAGGCCGGGGGGUCAGACUCAGCUGGACAUGGGGUCUGUGAAGGUUUUCAUGGAUAAACAGGCCCGGCAGCUCGCCAGUCUAACUUCUGCAGUUUCAGCCCAGGAGAGAAUGAUAGACAGGCGACAGAAACACAUUGAUCACCUGGAGAAACAGGUGUCAAAAAGCUCCCAGCAGCCCUGAGGGCAGAUUCUGACUGCGUCUGAUGAACACAGCUGUAUCAACACAGACGCUGGAAACCAACUCACAGGAGACCAAAUGAAAUGCCCGGAAACUCACAAAAGGUUGCGUCACAUGUAACGAGUGUAUGUUUCUAAUUUUGAUAAAUUAGGUUACUGUUUGUUCACAACACAAAGGGUUGUAGAGGAUGUGUUGUUGUUGGUGCUUUGUUAUGACACAUGCUGUCCUCUGUUUGAAAGUGGUUCAAAAAUAAAACGUUCCUGCUCUCAUGUCAUCGUGUUGUGGAUCUGACUUCCACAACAUUGUGGUUGAAGAUGGCGGUGAAACGUCACACGCCCAAAUAAACAGACGUACUCUGAAGUCGGAGAAACCUCCACACACUAAGGACACACACAGCAAGUUUCAGAAACAAGAAAGAAUCUGUGAUAUAAUCCAGUUCAGACUCAUCAGUGUUUGUUAGAUUCAAUAAUUCAACUUUAAUGGAAAGGACUGUCAGUGUAUUACUCUGUCUAAUUAUUAUAACCUCUAAUCAUAUCUGAACGGGUUAUCCUGGAGUCCAAGCAGACAUUUGUGCAACAGACAGACAAACAGAUGAGCUGUCACAGUUUAAAUAGUACUGAGAGUGUUCUGCUGGUACCCUUUAGUGCGCAGUCCAUGUUCAAAUCCAACCCAUGGGCUCCUUCCCCACAUGUCACCCUCAACUUUUUCUUUCUCUGAUUUCUAAAUCUAUCCACCGUCCUACCUCUAAAAUAAAGACAUAAAAGCCGAGAAAUAAACCUUUAAAAAAGUGAGAAUGUGUUUUGAUCUGUUGUAACAAUAAGCUGAGGUUUUUUUUGUGUGUGAGGAAAAAU
Molecule: messenger RNA, 1687 nt
Organism: Labrus bergylta (ballan wrasse)
Lineage: Eukaryota; Metazoa; Chordata; Actinopteri; Labriformes; Labridae
Product: angiopoietin-related protein 3
Source: RefSeq, a predicted model, not a curated record